AUGCAAGACGAUACGGACAAUAUGAAUUAUGUAGAUUAUACACCACGACGUAUGAUGACUCACUCUUCUCGCUUGACCCUUCCUUCCACACCCAAUUCACUCACACUGGCUAAAUACAGACGUUCUUAUUUCUACCAACAACUCGCACGACAAGACGUCCAUCCUAUACCCGACAAUUUGGAUUUCAUGGAUUCACCUGCUGUCAGAAGACACUUUGGUAUCAGUGAAAAAGUAGCUGUGCUUGAUGAUCGACAAGUAUCGCAACAGCCUUUAAAAAAUUGCUCGGAUUGGCAUAUCCAUGAUUUUGACGUAGGGGAGAAUUUAGGCAAAGGCAAAUUUGGAAGUGUCUAUAAAGCAAAGGAAUUGAGAACAGGACAGAUUGUGGCAUUAAAGAUAUUGAAAAAGAAAGAAUUGGAACAGUACCGCGUUGAACCCUUUAUUAAGCGUGAAAUUGAGAUUCAAGGACACUUAAAUCACCCUAAUAUCACUCGUCUCUAUGGAUAUUUCCAUGAUAAAGAACAAAUCUACCUUGUAUUGGAAUAUGCAGGUGAUAGUGAUCUUUAUACCUGUUUAGAAUCACACAAACGAUUUACAGAGACAGAAACAGCCAAUUAUAUUCUAGAGAUUGCAGAAGCAUUAGCGUAUAUGCAUCAAUUGGGUGUCUUUCAUCGAGAUAUCAAGUUAGAGAACAUCUUGAUCAGCAAGGAUGGUGCCUUAAAAAUAGCAGAUUUUGGAUGGGCAGUCUAUGACCCAAAGCCAAGGCGAAAUACAUUUUGUGGUACAUUGGAUUAUUUACCUCCCGAAAUGAUACAACGCCAAACGCAUGGUGCAUCUGUGGAUAUUUGGGCACUGGGCGUAUUAUGUUAUGAAUUACUUGUAGGCAAAGCUCCUUUUGAAGACCCUUUAGAUCCUGCCCGAGAAGAUCAUCAAGCUACUUAUCAACGUAUCUUGAAAGCACACGUCACAUUCCCUUCUGAUCUGAGUGAUGGAGCCAAACAUUUUGUACUUGGGGUAAAAAAGUACACUUCUAGUAUUCUAUGUGACUGA
Messenger RNA from Gilbertella persicaria, 1047 nucleotides. Its product is annotated as kinase-like domain-containing protein. Gene Ontology annotation, cellular component: spindle midzone; spindle microtubule; spindle pole centrosome. Gene Ontology annotation, biological process: protein phosphorylation; regulation of cytokinesis; mitotic spindle organization. Lineage: Eukaryota; Fungi; Mucoromycota; Mucoromycetes; Mucorales; Choanephoraceae. The record is from RefSeq and is a predicted model, not a curated record. Gene Ontology annotation, molecular function: ATP binding; protein kinase activity. The transcript is spliced from 6 exons. The coding region runs from base 1 to 1047 and encodes 348 amino acids.